UUGGUAGUUCGUGUUCAUAUUGCAAAUAAUUUUUGUGAAAUAAAUGGUUAGGGCAGAACUGUAACAAUGUUUUUAAUUUGUAAGAGAUCAAUAUCUUAAAACCUGCUUAUUAGACGACUUCAAAAUGCUAAUGGGACGUAGUCGCACACCAUCGCCAGGAAGACGAAGAGAUCGAUCUCGGGAACGAGAACGUGACAGAGACCGGCGAAGAAGACGAUCACGAGAGAGAAGACGAAGAUCCGUAGAACGAGAUAGAGCGAAGUCGAGAGACAGAGACAGGGAACGAGACCGUGAGCGAGAGAGACAUAGAAGGUCAUACACCAGAUCUAGAUCAAGAGAACGUGAUAGAUCAAAACAUAGGUCAAAACCAAAACCUUCCACAAAUGAACGACCUAUUAUCACAGAAGCGGAUCUUCAAGGAAAAACACCGGAGGAACAAGAGAUGAUGAGAAUAAUGGGAUUUUGUGACUUUGAUACUACUAAAGGAAAGAAAGUAGAUGGAAAUGAUGUGGGCGCUGUUCAUGUCAUUUUGAAGAGAAAAUACAGGCAGUACAUGAACAGAAAGGGUGGAUUCAACAGACCUCUGGAUUUCGUUGCAUAAUUUGUUAAUUUCAAGUGACAUUUUGUUUAACAUAGGAUUGCAGACCAGUUCUUAAAAAAAUAUCAGCGAAAUAGCUGCAAUAUGACCAUGAAUGAUAUGACUAAUGUGUUGCAUGUAUUAUAAAGCAUUAUAUUACGCUUCAUAAAUUAAACAUUGUGUAAUAAAAUAUUUAUAUUUAAUGU
Molecule: messenger RNA, 783 nt
Organism: Linepithema humile (Argentine ant)
Lineage: Eukaryota; Metazoa; Arthropoda; Insecta; Hymenoptera; Formicidae
Gene: ytr
Product: U4/U6.U5 small nuclear ribonucleoprotein 27 kDa protein yantar
Biological process (GO): RNA splicing
Cellular component (GO): precatalytic spliceosome
Source: RefSeq, a predicted model, not a curated record